Ananas comosus (pineapple) is the source of this 2093-nucleotide messenger RNA. RefSeq names its product berberine bridge enzyme-like 26. Bases 281 to 1897 code for a protein of 538 amino acids. The record is from RefSeq and is a predicted model, not a curated record. The transcript has a single exon. NCBI's taxonomy places the organism in Eukaryota, Viridiplantae, Streptophyta, Magnoliopsida, Poales, Bromeliaceae. Gene Ontology annotation, molecular function: oxidoreductase activity; FAD binding.
AGGGGACUGAAAUGCAAAACUAAAACUCUUCUGUUUUGUAGCUAUGAAGGACAAAUGGACUUUGGAAACUCCAAUGCAUUUAUCCAAAUUAUCCCUCCCAUUGACUGAUUAAAGGUCAAAAACAGCCGAAUGCGAGAUGCUUAUCUAUCAGGGACUGAAAAGAUCAAACAGCAUGCAUGCUCAAAGCUUCACCUAUCAAAGAUAUCUAUUUAAACCCAAGCCCAUUUUCAUCUCAAGACACUGAGAAAUAGAGAAAGAGAAGAAGAAGACGAAGGUGAAUAUGGGAGCAUCUUUCUCACCUUACUUCUUUGCUCUUGUAUCAAUUCUCUUCUUCUCAACUUCUUCAAAUGCCGCUUCAUCGAUGUCCAAAGAAAGCCACGAAUCAUUCUUCCGAUGCCUUCUCCAUAACUCAAUCCCCCACAACUCCAUUCCCGACAAUCACCUCUACACCAAAAACACCCCCUCCUACUCCGCCCUCCUCCAAUCCUCUAUCCAAAACCAAAGGUUCAACGAGACGACCACUCCGAAGCCGUUCGCCAUCGUCUCUCCUACGCUCGAUACCCAUGUUCAAGACACCGUCAAAUGCUCUCGGUCGAAUGGUGUCGAGCUCAGGGUUCGAAGUGGCGGCCACGACUACGAGGCCCUCUCCUACGUAGCUUAUGGCGUUCCUUUCGUCGUUUUAGACAUUCACAACCUUAGUGCUAUCGAAAUCAAUACCACUCAUAACACUGCGUGGGUGCAAGCAGGCGCGACGGUUGGGGAGCUGUACUAUCGAAUUGCCGAGAAGAACGCGACCGCAGCGUUCCCCGCCGGCCUUUGCCUGACCGUGGGGGUCGGGGGUCACUUCAGUGGCGGCGGGCUCGGGACCCUAAUGAGAAAGUACGGUCUCUCAGCUGAUAAUGUUAUCGAUGCUCGAUUAGUAAAUGCCAAUGGAGAGAUCCUCGACAGGGAGUCGAUGGGCGAGGACUUGUUUUGGGCUAUUAGAGGGGGUGGAGCAGCAAGCUUUGGGGUCAUCCUAGCAUACAAGAUCAGGUUGGUCUAUGUUCCCGCCACAGUCACGGUAUUCGAGAAGUCCAAGAAAUUGAGUGACGGAGCACCGACGAAGCUUAUUAUGAAGUGGCAAGAAAUCGCUUAUAGGUUGGAUGAGAGGCUUUUCAUAAGAUCACUCCAUUCAAUUGUCUCCGAUAAGAAUGGUAAUAGAACAGUAAAUGUUUCACUCCAAUCUUUGUUCCUUGGUGAGAAAGAGGAGCUACUGAACAUAUUAAACGAGAGCUUCCCUGAACUGGAUUUAAAGGCAGAGGAUUGCCAAGAGAUGAGUUGGGUGGAGUCCACCUUGUUUUUUGCCGGCUACACCAAUGGAGAACCCCUGACUAUUCUCCUUGACAGAGCACAUCAAAACACCACCUACAAGGCUAAGUCCGACUUCUUGACAAAGCCCAUCCCUGAAUCGGGGUGGGAAAGGAUUUGGACGGAGUUGAUCAACAGCGGCGAAGUCAUGGUCAUGAUUGUGGAUCCUUACGGUGGAAAGAUGGCUGAGAUUCCGGAGUCUGAGACUCCGUUCCCUCAUAGGAAGGGAAGUUUGUACAACAUUCAGCAUAUGGAUUUUUGGGCUGGGAACGGACCCGAGGGGGAUAAGAAGCACUUGGAUUGGAUGAAGAGGUUCUAUAAGUUUAUGACUCCUUAUGUUUCAAAGAACCCCAGGGCUGCUUAUUUGAAUUAUAGGGAUCUUGAUUUGGGCAGAAACAAUAUUGGGUACACAAGUUAUCAUAAGGCUAAGGUUUGGGGAAGGAAAUACUACAAGAGAAACUUUAAGAGGUUGGCACUAGUGAAGGCUAAGGUUGAUCCUGAGAAUUUCUUCAAGAAUGAGCAAAGCAUCCCACCCCUAUUCCAAUAUUGAUAGGAGCACCAGAAGCAAAGGAGAUUAAUUACCUAUCCAGCAACUUUCCUUUCUGUCUAUUUCACAAAGUCAUAUGGUGUUAUAUAGGCUUUGAAUUAGAGUCUCAUAAACUUAUUUUAAAAUGUAUACUGCAUAUUACUCCUGAGCAAAUUUGCUCCGUUUACUUUUGUAUGUUUAUACGCAUUUAAUUUCGUAA